GGCACCUGAGCAGUACUCGAAGACGGUCGCCAAGAUGAAUCACAACGGGAUUGUGCAAAAAGCUGCCCACCGUCCACAGAGGCGUCUGUGGCUCUAUGCCGUUGGCGGGAUUGCUGCAGCAGUGCUAAGGCAGCGUAAUGUUCGCACCAAGCAGGUACAGAGCACUCAACUGUCAACAGCCGAGUCGUGGAAGAGGAGUUCGGGUACACGCGACGAGAGGAGCCAGACCCUGGCCGGCUUUUCUGUAGGUCGAGGUAGGGAUUUCCAGCGCUGCUCUGAGAAGCGGCAUCGUCUCCCCGCAGAUGCCGAGCACAAGUACGAGUACACGGGUGACUGCGGCAAUGUAGCGCAAGGCAUAUGUACUACGUACUACAGUAAAAUCCACAGGGGACGCAAGGGAGUCGAGAGACGAUGCCGAGAACGAAGUCCGAGCGCUGUACCUGUACGAGGCCCUGUGCUCGGAUUGCCUGUACGAGCAGCUGUACUGCACCUAGUACGAGGACCUCUGUACUCUGUCGUUGGGAUAGUUCCGAGCGAGGAAAGAGACAAGGUGAGGGUUCCUUCAGUGGCGGCAGAGUUGCGCGCUAGCGGCCUGUCCCCGCUGCCCAAAAAUGCUUCCGGCCACGUUGAUUCGACGGCGGGAUGUGACGAAAAGCUGGCUCGUGCAGCAAGCGGCAGGGGCCGCGGGACCAACCGAACUGUAGCGCCUUCCCUGCGCAAGGACCAGUCCCUGCCAACAGACCACCUAGCGAUCGAGAUUGGCUCACUCGCGCAGGUAGCAUGGCGCGCUAGCAGGGGACCGGGCUGCAAGAAAUGGCCAAUCACGCGCGCCAGGGCUCCGCAACAAAGGCAAGUCCGCACUUUCGACCGAUCUCAGUGA
Trichoderma harzianum CBS 226.95 is the source of this 880-nucleotide messenger RNA. RefSeq lists its product as hypothetical. Bases 35 to 880 code for a protein of 281 amino acids. The transcript has 2 exons. NCBI's taxonomy places the organism in Eukaryota, Fungi, Ascomycota, Sordariomycetes, Hypocreales, Hypocreaceae. The record is from RefSeq and is a predicted model, not a curated record.